UCUGUACAUAUUCAUCUUCUUUAUAUGGCUUGAGCAAAGAUCAAAUUAGCCAAAAUGCCUUCCUGCAAAUCGUGUCAAGAAUUUGACAUUCGGUCUUUGCUGUUAGAGUCAGCUGGUCAAGAUGCUUAACCAACAGGACUCACUGGCCGACUCUACUCCGACACCAAUGACUACAGACCGCCCAUCCCAUUCUUCCACACAUUAUAUGACAGUAUCGUCGAGCUGAAGAGAUCAGGAGAGCAGGGAUGUGAAACGUGUGCUUUGCUUUGGGUUACGUGGGUCAAGACCGUGCACAAGCCGGAUAUGACUGAAGACUGGCUUGAAAAGACAUUCCAAGGAGAGGUGUACUUGGGAUGUAGCGGAUGGAUUGUAUCUAGGCAAGGCUCACCAUAUUUAACCCUGGCACAGAAGACCGUCAAUGGAACAGCUCGUACACUGGCAUCUUUUGAGCCCUUUGCGGAUCGAGGUAUGUUUUGCUCCCCAUGUGGUCGACACGAAGUUGACAUGCCCCGGAUGAAUUACCUAGCGACGGACUGAAUCUCUUGGGGCGAUCAAUUUAUAAGGAUCCGGCCUCAAAGGGAUGCUUAGCUGUCGCCGCAGCCUGGCUUGCGGACUGCCUGGAUGAGCACGAGAAGUGCAGCACGCUGGCAGACACUCAGAAACCGCUUCCGACCAGAGUAAUCGACGUUGGAGAUGAAAUCACCCCACCUAAGCUGAUUGAUACAGGGGGGAGGCUUGGGACAUGGAUUGCACUGAGCUAUUGCUGGGGUGGAGACUCUGUUUUCAUUCACAAUGAUUCCACUGUUGCGGAUCUCAAGGCAGGUAUUCCUUUGCAGAACUAUCCUAAGACAAUGCGAGAUGCCGUUAUCACCACUCGCGCCCUCGGGGUGAGAUACAUUUGGAUAGAUGCUUUAUGCAUCAAGCAAGAUUCUCGAGAAGACUGGGCAGCAGAAGCUGCGAAAAUGCGAGAAGUGUACAGCGGAGCCAUUGUUACAAUCUCUGCUGCAAACUCGCCUUCGACUCACAGUGGUAUAUUCUCGACACGAAAACUUGGUAUUUCCAGAGUUGGAUCCAUUUGGAAAUCCGAGGAAAAAUCCGGGAAUGUGUAUCUUAGAUCAGGAUCAGAGCUCUGGGAUCAUUCUUUGCAGACUAGCGCACUUCAGACACGAGGUUGGACGCUCCAGGAAGGCUUACUGGCUCCACGAACACUGUCUUUUGGACAACAACAAAUGAUGUGGGAAUACCUUGAGCACCAAGCAGAUGAAGGAGGAAGGAUCACGCAGCCCACGCAGGAGUAUAGGUCCAAGGCGUUCAUCCAGCAAAUGCUUCGGGUAGGGCGUCAGAAAAAUGCCAAUCCAGAGCCGACUUUCCUCGAGAGACUCCACAUUCGGACAUCCAGAACUGAAGAAUGGCGGAAGCCACUUGCGAUUGAGAGUCCAUAUGAUCGGUGGUGGGAAAUUGUAGAACAAUACAUGACACGGUUCCUUACCAAGGAUUUCGACGUACUGCCAGCGCUCUCAGGGCUCGCUCGAGCAUUUGAGCCAGUCUUGAAGGACCGAUAUCUUGCUGGCCACUGGAAGAAAGACCUUAUGCCCAGUCUGAUGUGGAGCAGAACCCCACGAUAUCCUGCUGACAAUUCUUCUCGAUUCGACCCAACAAUUCCCUCAGAAUAUCUUGCGACGUCAUGGAGCUGGGCUAGCAUCAUCGGAAAUUUGUCUGCCACGGCUACGACAUGGAAGACUCGAGAGGCCUUGGCAACUUCGGCCCUGAAAGUGGCUGAAAUAAUUGAUGUCCACACGGUCACUAAAGGAGACGAUCCUUUUAGCCAGGUUAUUGGCGGGCAAUUGAAGAUGCGUGGUCGGCUCUUCCCGAUCAAAGUCUUGGCCCCCGUUUGGUCACUUGACAACCAAUUCCCCGAAGAACCACCUGAUCUCCCAAACAUGUCUUCGUUUGAACGAAAAGUCUAUAACGAAGUAAGACUUGUCGAUGCACACAUCUAUGAGCGGUAUCAGAAUCACAAAUCGCACCUUGGUCAAAGCUAUGGAGCAUUUGAGAUCGUACAAUGGAAAGGAGCACCUGGCAGUGGGCUUCCCGGAUCUGACUUCUUGAUCUUGGAGUCGACUGGUAGUAGGGAGGACGAAUACAGACGUAUUGGGACUGUUAGUGUAAGGAAUAAUCCCACACCAGAUAAGCAAGAAAUGGCUCCGGACUCGUAUGAGGGAUUGAUACUGGAGAAUGAGGCACAUGAGGAGGUGGGAAAAUCGAAGGUCAAAAAGAGGACAAUCACUAUCGUGUAAAUCAAUCGAUAACCUGACAGAUGCGAAGCAAUAAUUCGCAUCAGAAUUCCACGUCUCUCCAGCUUUGAGCCAAAUAUAUGAAAUUGCUCUGGGCUGGAAAUGGUGAAAAUAAAGAUGGGCGAAGGCCCAAUGUACCGCUUAUGGGGAUAUGUUUUCAAGUACUGGCCAAAGCAUCUUGACAUAAUUCCCUCCAGCAAUUGUACCCCUCGAUCACGCAGGCAGCUCUACAAGUUUUCGCUCAUGGCACUCAUACUCCUCUGAACAUAGUGCGGAUUCGAGAUCCGGACAGCUCUCUCCAGCGGCCGAAAUGGGAUAGAUCAAUAGACAAAUCUCUCUGCCAUUUUACUGUGCUUGUUUUGUCAAUGCAUUCAAACUUGCUGAAAUCAUAAUAGAAGCAGGUCAUGCCAUGCCUCGAUUAUCGAGGAACUAUUACCCCAGAGAGUCAGUAUGUUUUUGCAUUACAAGCAGCUGUCCCACAUGGGCACGAGAAAAUCUUGCAAUUAUUGCUUAGCAAGGGUGCUAAUGUGCUAAGACUCUGCUUGUGACUGAGACUGGGCUGGCGCCAUCUAGCAACUUCAACAAUCACCUGGUGAACUGGCUACCCAGCGUAAACAAACAAGAGAGUGAGAUGAACCACACCAACAACAUGAGCGAGACAAAUAACCCAGACACCAACAAGCUCAAAGCCCCAGAACAGUUAUUGGGAAGAACAAACAAAGUGAUACAUGUUCGAGCGAGAAGUCCAGAAGUCCAAGACUGGAAGUCCAUCGCCUUGGCCUGCUUAAUCCAGCGUCAGACACGAAAAUCUUAGGCAAGCCCGUGACAAUCAAUAAUCACCUGCAACUACUAACAGCACACACAGCAAAAGAGUUCUAGCUGCACUUGGCAAAUCUGUCGACUCGAUAGCACAGAACUUGG
Molecule: messenger RNA, 3215 nt
Organism: Cadophora gregata
Lineage: Eukaryota; Fungi; Ascomycota; Leotiomycetes; Helotiales; Ploettnerulaceae
Exons: 1
Coding region: 852-2297 (481 amino acids)
Source: RefSeq, a predicted model, not a curated record